Messenger RNA from Humulus lupulus (European hop), 1964 nucleotides. RefSeq names its product probable jasmonic acid carboxyl methyltransferase 2. Bases 110 to 1243 code for a protein of 377 amino acids. The record is from RefSeq and is a predicted model, not a curated record. Gene Ontology annotation, biological process: methylation. Gene Ontology annotation, molecular function: S-adenosylmethionine-dependent methyltransferase activity. The transcript is spliced from 4 exons. NCBI's taxonomy places the organism in Eukaryota, Viridiplantae, Streptophyta, Magnoliopsida, Rosales, Cannabaceae.
UAUCCUCAUUUUAACACACCAAAUCCGAAAUCUGCCUACCUUCUUCUCUUCAGUUAAGGUGACUAGAGCUUAAUACUUGGUGUAGAGCAGAGAGAGAAUAUAUAUCAAUAUGGAAGUAGCUCGGGUGCUUCACAUGAACAAGGGGUCCGGGGACACGAGCUAUGCUCAAAAUUCCACAGUUCAGAGCAAAAUACUGUCCAUAGCAAAGCCAUUGAUGGACGAAGGCAUACUAAAGAUUCUGAAGAAGAGUAUUCCGGAGAGCAUGGGAAUAGCAGACUUGGGGUGCUCGGCGGGGCCAAACUCUUUGGCUGUGAUAAUGGAGAUAGUGGACGUUAUACACGCUGGAUGCCGCAGCCUAGACGGGUCCUUCCCUGAGUUAAGACUGUUCUUAAACGAUCUCUUUAACAACGACUUCAAUAACAUUUUUGCUUCUUUGCCAACUUUCUACAACCAAAUCAGAAAAGACAAGGGGCCUGGUUUCGGACCCUGCUACAUCGCCGCCGUGCCUGGUUCAUUUUACGGUAGAUUGUUCCCAACAAACUCCCUCCAUUUCAUUCACUCUUCUUCCAGUCUUCACUGGCUUUCUCAGGUUCCUAAGAGUUUGGACGGCGGUGAUCGAGAGAGAGGAUUGUAUAUAAACAAGGGAAAGCUCUACUUGUCAAAGAGUAGCCCACAGUGUGUUCUUGACGCAUAUUUGAACCAAUUUGAGGAGGACUUUUCUCUGUUUCUGAGUUCACGUGGUGAGGAGGUGGUGAGCGAAGGUCGCAUGGUGUUGUCAUUCAUGGGCCGUACAUCAUCCGACCCCACCACCGAGGAGAGCUGCUACCAAUGGGAGCUCUUAGCCACUGCUUUAAUGACCAUGGUUUCUGAGGGUUUGAUAGAAGAGGAAAAGGUUGAUAGCUUCAACGCACCGUAUUUCGCACCAUGUCCUGAAGAGUUAAAGAGUGUGGUAGAAAAAGAAGGAUCUUUCGUUUUGGAGAGUGUGGAAAGUUUUGCGGUGGAUUGGGAUGGCGGUGCAGUAGAUUAUCAGCAAUACACCACGGUGGCCGAGCUGUCUCGGGCGAGAGGGCAACGAGUGGCCAAGAACAUUAGAGCUGUGGUUGAGUCAAUGCUGGGCUCCCAUUUUGGUACUCAUAUUUUGGACGACUUGUUUCGGAGAUACCAAGAUAUCGUUGCUGAUUAUUUAUCAAACGCUUCCACCAAAUACAUCAAUUUGGUCAUUUCCCUUCGGAAAAAGGACUGACUACAGUCUACACCUGCCACCCAAUUAAGACUACAUUUACCAACCUACCUACCUACCUACCUACCUAUAUGAAUAAAAUGUACUUCUGUGGACUAUCUAUCUAUCGUUAUUCAUUAAUAUUAAUCGCGCCCCUCGUGAUGCGUAUUCGUAAGAGAAAAAAGGUCCGCUGUCCCAAAUUAAAAUUUAAUCUCUAAUUUUAUAGUUAAACGACAAAAAAAAUUUUAAAAAUAUUUUUGGAAAUAAAAAAUAGAAAAACACAUUAAUAUUAUUGCUCCCUACGUUAAAAGAAAUAAAAUACAUAACAUAUUUUUAUAAAAGUUAAAAUCAUAAGCCAUUAUUAACAUAAUAUAACUAUAUGUGAUUUUUUUUUUCAAAACAAAAAAUAAGGUUAAAAUUGUCUGAUAUUAAUAUUAAAUUUAAAUUAAAAAAAUACAAUAUUAGUUCUAUUUAAAUUAGGGGAAUAGUAAAUCUUAUUCAAAUUAAGAUUAUACAAUCAAAUUUUCAUUUUUUUUCCUUCUCCUAUUAUUUUGCAUAAGGAAACGCUCUUUCUUCGCUCUUAUUUUAUUGUAGAAGAAUACAUGUAAGUGCUAUUUUUUUAAAAAAAAAAUAAAAAAUCACAUAUAGUUAUGUUAUAUUGGUAAUGACUUAUGAUCUGAUUGUAACUUUUAUAAAGAAAUAUUAUGUAUUUUAUUUCCUUUAAAGUUGAGAGCAAUACUGUUAA